CCCACAAUUCCAAUGGCUUCAGAGCCGCUAGCUCGGAAAACAGCAUGGAGGGAGAUUAUGCGUUGUAGGAGAUACAAAAAAUAUCGUUAAAGGCGCACAAAUGUACAACAUACUGGAAAAUUCCCUAGUUUGAGCAGGAUGAUGCGCAGGUCUAGGAUCAGCGUGCGGCCCAAUGUGAGGCCUGGGGCGAGAGCUCUGCCCUCACAGGAUGGACAGUCCUCCCGGGCUGCUGCUGACAGUACCCAGGCGACCGAGAGCGAGGGAAUGCCAUCGGUAUCCGCGGAAACCACACAAGCAGGAGACAAGCCUGCGGAGCCUGUUCUGAGCUUAGAGAACAUCUCCCCUGACAUGAAGGAGACAGGACAGAGUUUUCAAAACAGUGGUGGCAGUGACAGCACAAUUUCUGUGCUGCAGAGGAGAAAGCGCUUCUCUGCCACGCCUAACCUGGCCAGGCCCAGAGUUAACACAGCUUCCUCACGCACUACCACGAGGGUUCCCAAGUCCCCGCCCCCGAAGGUGUCUACCCUGCCUCCUGCUCAGACCGAUGCCCUAACCCCCAAGGACAACAGCACUGCCCACAGUCUCAGAUCUCCAAGAUGGCGGAGAGCAUCGGGAGGUGGCAGGCAAUCCAAAAUGCAAGGCAAACUGGCACCCCUGUCCUCCUCAGUCCCAUCCUGUAGCAAACAGGCACCCUCGUCAUCAAUUGCCCCAGCCCCUGGGCCUGUCCCUCAGGGGAGGAAAGAGAAAGAAGCAUCUGUACCACUCCAUUGCUCUAAAUCAGACCUGGAGAAGUCAUCCCAAGAGGAAAACCCCCUCCCAGACCCAUCCCCAGUCUCUGUGAUGCAGUCGCAGAGUGCUAAACUGGAAAUGAAGUCUCCAUUUUCAUUGCCCCUGGCAGCCCAGAGCAUUCCGUCUGAUCGAGAGAGGAUUGCAAAGCUGAGGGAACUUAUUAAACAAGAGCAGAGGAAACAAAGGAAACGCAAGAAGGGCAAAUCCCACACCUGCGAGCGCAGCACCCCACAGGACCACAACAAGAUGACAAUGAGAGACCUCAUCUACUACCUGCCAGAGUCCAACCCCAUGAGGCCUUACCCUGAUGAGGAUAAUAGGCCAGCAGAGAGUGUGAUCCCAUCUUCACCAAGCAAUGAAUUACCUGAGCAGCCACAGGAUCUAGAGGUGGAAGAAGAGCAGCAGGAGGAUCCAGAAGACCAUGGUGGUGAUGAGCCUGCAGAGGGGGACCAGCUGAUAGGGCCCAGGGUGAAAGUGGCAGAGGAUGGUACCCUGAUCCUGGAUGAGGAAAGCUUAACCAUAGAAGUGGUGAGAAUGAAAGGCCCAAAUUUGGCAGAGGAAAAUGACCCCAUUUUUGAGCGUGGCUCUUCAACAACCUACUCCAGCUUCAGGAAAACGGUCUACACUAAGCCUUGGACCAGUAAAGAGACUGAAAUGUUCUUCCUGGCCAUCAGCAUGGUGGGGACGGACUUCUCCCUGAUCGGCGAGCUCUUCCCUCAUCGCGCACGGACAGAAAUCAAGAACAAAUUCAAGAAAGAAGAAAGGGAAAACUCUUGGAGGAUUGACAAGGCAUUCAAAGAGAAGCGUAGCUUUGACCUGGAGUGCUUCAGCAAACUCCUGGAGAGGAUCUUAGCUGAGGAAGAGCGGAAGAGAAAAAAAUCCAAAACCAGGGGCUCCGUAGGACAGAAGAAACGAAAAAGAAUAGCAAAAGGAAAGAAAGCAGCUGCUCGGAGAGCCCCUAGAGCCCAGUCUGCCGAAGAGGAGCUGGACAGCGAUGUGGUGGAGGGUGACUCUGAGAUUGCAGAGAAGGAGAACGAAGACUGCUCCAACGUCGCGGAGGCAGGGGCCCACGCCACGGCCGCCAGAAACAGCCGUAAGAGGAAGACGAGCAGGGAGGGAGAGGAGUCUGCUGAUGGAAGGAGCGUGAAAAACAGCAGACCAGAAGAUGAGGGUGCUCUCAGUGACGAUUGUGAAGGUCCUGUGUGUGACGUCCAGGCAGCUGCUCCAGAUGUGGACAGGGGCCGCUUUCGAAGACCCACCCCUAACCUUGGAGCAAGAUGGGCUAAGAAGGCCCCGCAGCCAGGGGCAAAGAGCAGAGAUGAAGACGUGGAGAACAGCAGCUCCAAGGCUGGGCCUGGCAAGAGAGGCAAACCCAGACCCAACCUGACUGCGGCACAGCGGAAUGGGCGGGCGGGGAAGCCAAAACUGGUCACCCUGCGGGCGUCUGUGCCAGAAUACAACGAGGAAGAAGAGCAGGACGAGGCCCAUCCCGAGGAGGACUUCCGCUACCCCAUAAACCCAGAGGAGCAGAACCAGGCACCCGCCUUCGUGCCCCUCAGCCUGCGCUCCCCACAACCUGUGCCAAUGGAAGUUGUGGAGACAGUGGAGGAGCUUGAGAUUUCCAUGAAUGUGUCCGAUGUGGUUGGCACUGCUGAGUCUGAGCAUGCCCUCUGUGCUCAGCCAGUGUGCCCGGGGGCACAGGAUGAGGUUGUGCUGUCCACUGAGCAUCAGCUGGACUUACUGGUUGAUGUGAUUGAAUUCUUGUCCCCAGACCAUGUUGCAGGGUCUGAAGAGAGCUAUAAUGACGCAGCCAGAACUCUGCUGACAAUAAGAAACCCUGAACUUCUCUCUUUAGCUACACCUGAAUACAGAGAGGUCGUCAUCACUGAGGAAUUUCUACGUGCCCAACCGGAAGAGUCGGAACCUGGGGAGAGCCUUACGUCAGCUGACCAGUUACAGUGCAGCACAGAGCGACCACAAACAGUGUCCUCUGACCUCCCCGUCGCUGAAACUCCACAGUCUGAUACACAGUCAGCACAGGAUAUGGAUUCCAUAUCUUUGAUAACUGUGGAAGAGUUUGAGUCCAAGUUUGUGAGACCAGAACCUGUCUCAAAGACACAGAGCUGUGAGACCACCAGUCUGGAAAACACUGGUGUACCAGAGGAGUCUCCCAGUCAGGAGAGAGCUGCACCUGCCUGCACUGGAGUUACUCUUGAAGGAGCCUUGGGUCCAAAACCCUCAGUCCAGAAUGUUCCACCAGGCAGGAGAAGCCGUUUCCCAAAACCAAAACCCAACCUGGCCCGCACGUCCCGGACCCCACGUGUAACUCCUGCCCAGUGCACUGAAAACUGUGCUGCUACUGCCCCUGUGGAGCCUGUGUCUCUGAAAACUGUUGAAGUGGAGAAGGGAGCAGUGGACAUUUACCCAAAGGAACAGGUCCAGGAAAGUCAGGAGAGCAAGGGCCCAGGCGAGGAAAUGCUGAGCCAGGAUGAGGCCCCGUGUGUGGGAGAUUCUCAGGUUGAGGGGUUGGGGUCAGACCUGUCUAACCAGAGUGCGCCACCUGCUGGCACAGCAAGGCAUUUGCCCAAACCCAGCCCUGUCCUGGACACAGCUGUGCAGACCCCUUGCGUUACCGUGCCCCUCAGCACCCCUCUAGACCCCAGUACAGGCCAGCAGCCUGCGUUCAUACUGGCCUUAUAUGAGGUGUCCCCGCCGCUGUUGGAGGAGCCUGACUCUGGUGUUGAUCCGCCGGGCGCCAUUACUGCUGAGCUCCUCUCUCCAGUGGAGCUUGUAGACGAGCAGCGUGCACCAGCAGCCACACAGACUGAGUCACAAAGCUGUGACCCACUGAAUGUGGUGGCAUCAGUAAAGAUGGGUGCAGAAGGUGGCCCAGAGCCUCACCCCCCGGCUCCUGCUUCAGAGGAGCAGGGAGAGCAGCUGGAUCUCAGCUCCAUAAGGGAAAGGACCGAAUCCUCCACAGGUCUCACAGGCAAAAGCAUGGCCAGUCAAGUUGAUUCAUGUGAAUCAGGCCAUCUGCAGGUAAAGCCUCGUGGUUCCACUCAGAAUCCUGAAGACCCCACUGAAGGUGACCGGAUUGUGUUCAGAACGGAACAUCUGCCCACUCCGGAGCAGACGCCACCACAGGCCAGGUCGACACAUUACACGCCACCUAAUCCUGCUGCCCAGAACACCAGCACAGAGGCACCCGCCAAGCCUGGGCCGUCUACCACAGAGGAUACACCCCAGGGGAUUGUGGGAAGUUCUGACCUCCCAGAGCUGGACAGGGAGAGCAGCAGCAUUGCUGAGGGUGCAGGAAGCAGCAGUGCUGGCUCAGAGUCUCAGAUAAGCCAUCACGCUCUGCCAGCGACCUCAGAUGGCCUGGUGACUAGGACUGGCAGAAAGCCCAAAGGCUUCUUAUCUUUCAUCUCUGACAAGAGCACCGCCCGGUCUGCUAGUGCUGCCCGCUCUGCCAGGCCUUCGUGUCCGAGGCCGCAGGUCAACACCUCCCGUACAGGGAGGAGAGCACCGACUGUGAGCCCACCACCAUCCAGAGCCACAGCUGCUAACAGCCAGACGGCCGCUAAGCUUGCUACCUCUCAAGCCACUACAUCGAGUCAAGAUGAGUCCUCUUCUGUCAAAACUUCAAAGACUGACGAAGAACCAACAAGCGUUUCUGAAUACUUCUUCAGUGACAUCUUCACACCAGUGGAAGAGCAUGAGUGAUCAAAAGGCAGGAGAAUGUUUGUGAUCUUUCGUCUGAGCAGGAUCCCUUAUUUGAGUCUUGUCCAUGCUCUCACACACACUUUAAUCUCAGUUUUUCCAGCUACCCAGUCUCACUGCCCAGUUCAGCUACCCACAGCAGACAUGAUUCAUAAGAACUCCAACAUGCUUGGAAAGAAAAUGGAUGUGAUCUCUCAGAUUGUCCACUCGGACUACGUUCUGCACUCCUGUUUGUCCCAAGUUUGUCCUAACAUUUUCAUCGCGUGUAUUUAUUUUUAUGCUAUUAUGCUAUUUACCUUUUAUGGUAACCUACGCAGAAUGAUUUAGAUUAUUUACUUUUUACUUUAUCAUAAUUAUAUUUAUCUGUAGGGUGUGUUCACAUUAGACAGUUGAAUUACUAAGUCAUUAUUGGAUGACACGUGAAAUGUUAUUGCUGUCAGUGAUCAGAUGCACUGAAAACCUAUGGUUGAAUAUCACCAUAAAUGAUGAUUGGCUUACUGUAUGUGUGAAACAGUUUAUUUGCAUUAGGUUAUAUUUCACUUUACAGAUUUAAACUAAACUCAGAUUUAAUCAAUUUUAGUCUGGGCAUUUUAUGUUUUUCAGGGGGUUCUAAUCUGUAGUGUUGAUCAUUAAAAGUACACUCACAUCGUAACAGUGGUCAGGGUAGCUACAUUAGUUUCUUGAUAUCUGUCUUUAAAAAUUUAUGUUACAUACAAAUUGAAUUACCUAAAGUUUAGAUGUGCUAGUCCCAAUAUCGGUACACAUUGUUCUUGUUAUUUCAGUGUCGACUGAAUAGAAAAGGCAAGGAGGCUAUCUUCUAGGAAUUCCUGUGUUUGUUAGCUGUUGGAAGUGUUUUAUUAAGAACAAAGCAUUGAACUGAACUUAACUGAACUGACUUUAAUUUAAUUGAAAACAGAAUUUUCAAUUCAUCCACCAAACCGAACAGUGUUUUCGUCAGCAAAGGCCUUACAUCUUUAUUCAGUCAGCUGUCUCAAAAAUAGCAGCCCAGCAGAAACACGCAUUAACUCAUGUUUUCUUACAAAUUAUGGUUUCAGCUCUUUUUAUAUGUAUAUACACUUGGGUAAAAGGAGGAUCAAAGUAAAUGCAGCUUUAAAAAGCAUUUCAGUAGCCAUUAUCAGUUAGCAUUUCCCAUUAUAUUUGAUUUUCAGGUCUGGAAUUUAUCACGUCAUUUCAAAGAACCACUCUGGUUUCUCCUUGUUUGAUUGUAAAUAUGUGAACACAGUAUUAUAUUUAUUCUUUGAAUUUCCCUAAACCUCACCAUAUUUUGUUGUACAGUAAGCACUGUUCAAUAAAUAUACAGAUGGACCCUGUGGUGAUGAUACUACUUCUGGCAUUGGCAUAUUUAAGAGUAAGAAUAAGAUUAACUAACAGUAAUAUGUUUUAUUCAUAAAGCGCCUUUUUCAGACCCGAGGUCACACCACUCCAAAUUUUCAAAAAAGAAAUGUCUGUACAUGACAGUUCAGGGUAUAUUCAAACCAUUUUCUCACUUUUGUGCUUAAUUUUUAGGGUUGUCUUGAAUUGAGUUAGCUGUAAGAAAUUGCUUUGUUUUAGUACUAAAUUUACAUAACAUGUCAUUUACAUGCACCUUGUGAGAAAGAGAAUCUCAAAUAUUUAGAAGAGAUGGUUGAGUGUCAUACUUCAAGAAAAGAGAGCAUUAGGAGCUGACAACAGAUUUUUCAUGUUUAACUGUUUGAAUUUUUGUUUCAAGUUUCCAAAUACAGUUGUUCAAUAUCCCUUCUAUUGUAGAGGAGUAGUCUUAAAAUUGCAUAACUUAAAAUUACAUAAGCCAAUGAGUGGCAAUGUUUUUAUUUUGAUUUUGAUAACCUUUUAACAAAUAAAUAGAUUUUAGGUGAUAUAGUUUGUGUUUAAUGCCCUGUUGAUGUAUUGCCAAAUUUAAAUUUCUUUAUAUCCUGGAUUAAAUGAUCUUGUCACUGUACAGGGUGAUGUCUCUUAUCAGUCAGGUGGAAAAUCCAGGCACAGGGGAAUGUCAACUUGAUAUAUUUGCUUUGAUGAUGUUGUUCCUGUCUUUUCUUUUUGGCUACAUCACACCAUUACUGAAACUGCUGUAAAUGCAUUUCACUUUUAAAUUCUGGCAUCUGGUGAACAUCAUGCAUCCCCUGUUUUGUUGUACUUCAUUUGUACUCAAACUUAAUUGUUUAACUGUAAUUUAUGUAAAAUAUGUAAAUAAAUUUUAUACAGUUA
Messenger RNA from Anguilla anguilla (European eel), 6732 nucleotides. RefSeq names its product transcription factor TFIIIB component B'' homolog. NCBI's taxonomy places the organism in Eukaryota, Metazoa, Chordata, Actinopteri, Anguilliformes, Anguillidae. The record is from RefSeq and is a predicted model, not a curated record. Gene Ontology annotation, biological process: RNA polymerase III preinitiation complex assembly. The transcript is spliced from 27 exons. Bases 139 to 4512 code for a protein of 1457 amino acids. Gene Ontology annotation, cellular component: transcription factor TFIIIB complex. Gene Ontology annotation, molecular function: TFIIIC-class transcription factor complex binding.